CCCCAUGAAAACCCUCCUCCAAACAAAGUGACAGAAAGGAAAGCAAGAAAGAAAGAGGGGCAGGCACAGACAAAAAAGGUUUGCGAGUGGAGGAAAAUGGCGAUUCAGUUUCCGGACGAUUUCAAGUGCCCGAUUUCACUCGAGAUCAUGUCCGACCCGGUUAUCCUCUCAUCGGGCCACACCUUCGAUCGCUCCUCCAUCCAACGUUGGCUGGACGCCGGCCACCGCUCCUGCCCAGUUACUAAACUGCCUCUCCCCGAUAACCCUUCCCUCAUCCCCAACCACGCCCUCCGCAGCCUCAUUUCCAACUUUGCCCUCGUCUUCCCACCAAAACCUCAACCCUACCCCGAGCCCCAGACCCUGAUCUCCAAUCUCACCUCCCCCUCCUCCUGUCUCAACUCAAAGCUCGACUCUCUCGACCAACUCACCAAGCUCUCCAAGCGGGACUCGGCCUUCCGACGGAGAAUCACCGAGGCUGGCGCAGUCUCGGCCGUCCUCAACUGCGCCGCCUCCGACUACUCUGGUCUCCAAGAGAAGUCGCUCUCUCUGCUGCUCAAUCUCAGCCUCGACGACGAUAACAAAGUGGGUCUCGUCGCCGAGGGCGCGAUUUCGCGGAUAGUUGCCGCUCUGCAAACAGGCUCGGCUGAUUCGCGCGCCCUGGCGGCUACAAUUAUAACAAGUUUAGCUGUUGUGGAGGUGAACAAGGCCACGAUUGGAGCAUACCCAUAUGCUAUACGAGCCUUGGUUUUUCUUCUUCGUGACGGCAAAGGCCGCGGGAAGAAGGAGGCGGCGACGGCGCUCUACGCCCUAUGUUCUUUUCCCGAUAACCGGAGACGAGCCGUGCAGUGUGGAUCGGUACCGAUUUUGAUAAGAAUUGCGGAUUCGGGGCUCGAGAGAGCCGUGGAGGUAUUGGGUCUUCUGGCGAAAAGUAAGGAAGGGAGGGAGGCAAUGGAGAGGUUCGAUGGGUGUGUGACGGUUUUGGGGAGAGUGGUCAAGAAUGGGAGCUCGAGAGGGAUUGAGUAUGCUUUUUUAACGCUGAACUCGCUUUGUUGCCAUAGCGAAGAAAUGUGCGCGGAGGCGAGGAGCGAAGGGGUUUUGGAUCUUUGUAUGUGUUUUGUGGAGGAUGAUAAUGAGAAGAUUAGGCGAAACGCUUCCAGCUUGGUUCAGGUUCUGAGUGGAGGGCACUCGAUGCGGUGAUUUUGCUCUCGGAAAAUUCGAUUUUGCUGGCAAAGAGUUGGUGUUGUGAUCGCUGUGGAGCCAUAAUUAUUAAACUACAAUGCAGCAUUCUAUUACUCGAAAUAGGAUCAACCAGCCUUGCUUGGAAGCCAAUCAGCUCAAAUGCGGGAAGUAAAUCUCUAGCUGUCGUCUUCGUUCCCAGAAAAGUGAGAUGAGAUAGUAUGAAAAUAGAAGUUUAUUAGCUUGGCUGGCCUGAUGCUUUAAUUCAGUUCUUUGUAGUUAAGAGCUGUCACGGCCAGCACUUGUGUCUUCAGACUGCUAUUGGGGUGUCAGAUUGUUGAAUUGUCUUUUCGAAAGGACAAUUGCUUUUCCAAGAUUCAGGAUGUCCAGCUUCUCUUAACCCUUGAAAUCUGUGGCGGUUCUUGUUAAGCAUGUUGUAGUUAGUUAUUACAGUUCCAAGUUCCAGUCCAGCUAUGAUUUCCUUGUUACACAACACACUUGUUACUUCUUGCUCGUGUGCUGAAGAUAUUCUUCUACUUCUCAAGUGACUUGCUUUUCAAUAUUGAAGAUGAUAACAUACUCUUGCUGAUUAA
This is a messenger RNA of Carya illinoinensis, 1769 nucleotides long. Its product is annotated as U-box domain-containing protein 8. Gene Ontology annotation, biological process: protein ubiquitination. Gene Ontology annotation, molecular function: ubiquitin-protein transferase activity. Gene Ontology annotation, cellular component: cytoplasm; nucleus. The record is from RefSeq and is a predicted model, not a curated record. NCBI's taxonomy places the organism in Eukaryota, Viridiplantae, Streptophyta, Magnoliopsida, Fagales, Juglandaceae. The coding region runs from base 97 to 1197 and encodes 366 amino acids. The transcript has 3 exons.